Dipodomys ordii (Ord's kangaroo rat) is the source of this 1180-nucleotide messenger RNA. RefSeq names its product tetratricopeptide repeat domain 19 (gene Ttc19). Bases 72 to 665 code for a protein of 197 amino acids. The record is from RefSeq and is a predicted model, not a curated record. Gene Ontology annotation, cellular component: mitochondrial inner membrane. Gene Ontology annotation, molecular function: protein binding. The transcript is spliced from 5 exons. Gene Ontology annotation, biological process: mitochondrial respiratory chain complex III assembly. NCBI's taxonomy places the organism in Eukaryota, Metazoa, Chordata, Mammalia, Rodentia, Heteromyidae.
CCGCCGAGGACGCCGCGGACGAGGCGGAGGCCGAGAUCAUUCAGCUGCUGAAGCGGGCGAAGUUGAGCAUCAUGAAAGAUGAACCAGAAGAGGCUGAGCUGAUUUUGCAUGAUGCACUCCGCCUCGCCUAUCAGAGUGAUAACAAGAAGGCCAUCACUUACACUUAUGAUUUGUACUUUCUAUUGUGUACUUGUUACAUGCCUACAAUGCUUACUUCCUUCUUAGUGGAAGAAAAAGCCAAUACACGCCUCCUUCUGGGCAUGUGCUUAGACUCCUAUGCACGCUACCUGCUGUUCUCCAAGCAACCAUCACAGGCACAAAGAAUGUAUGAAAAAGCCCUGCAGAUAUCUCAAGAAAUACAAGGAGAAAGACACCCACAGACUAUUGUGCUGAUGAGUGACCUUGCUACUGCCCUGGAUGCACAGGGCCACUUUGAUGAGGCCUAUCUUUAUAUGCAAAGAGCAUCAGAUCUGGCAAGAGAAAUAAACCAUCCUGAGCUGCACAUGGUGCUCAGUAAUCUAGCUGCAAUUCUGAUGCACAGAGAACGAUAUACACAAGCAAAAGAGAUCUACCAGGAAGCACUGAAGCAAGCAGAGCUGAAAAGGGAUGAGGUUUCUGUACAGCACAUCAGGGAAGAAUUGGCUGAACUGUCGAGAAAAAAGUAGACUUGAUUUAAUUUUACCAAGCUUUUAAGUUCAUUUUGGUGUAGGGAAGGGGGGAUUUCUAGUAAUCCAAGGAAUAGCUCAAGUUAGCCUUGGUGAAGGAUAAGUUGUAUACAUUGCCACUAAGUUUUUAAAGGAAAAACAACAUUCACCCUCGAAUGAUUAUGACUUCUAAAGACCAAUGUUUUCUGUAAUACUGUGUGAUUAGUUGCUGUCUCGGCCAGUCUAAGUCUAAUUAUAGAUUGAGAUGGGCCAGUGUUCUCUUGGGGUGAGGGAUACCAUCAUUAUGCCUGGCCAUCUGUUUACUGAUUUGCUGCCCAUCUCUUACUAUAUCAAUAUCUCGCUGACUUCUUAGAGCCACAUGUCUCAUGGCAGAAGAGGAUUUUGGUGAGUUUUCCUCUGAUAAAGCCGUUUCCUGAAGCACAGUGUGGGACUUCAUGCACAAAGGAAGAGAAGUAAUUCCUUAGUUGGCCUUUGGCAGCCAGCAUAAAGUUUUAUGGGGAAUUGGGGAUGGCAAA